This is a messenger RNA of Rubroshorea leprosula, 1464 nucleotides long. NCBI's taxonomy places the organism in Eukaryota, Viridiplantae, Streptophyta, Magnoliopsida, Malvales, Dipterocarpaceae. The record is from the annotation of a GenBank genome assembly.
GAGAUCAUCAGUGGUCAAAAAGUCUAUCUUGGUAAUGGAGGAGAAAGGUAGAAUCUUCUCACUAAUGCAUGGAAAAAUUGGAUGGAAGGGACUGCUUUGAAUUUUAUUGAUCCCAUCUUGAGGGAUGGUUCGAGGAGUGAAAUGUUGAGAUGCAUGCAACUAGACUCACUAUGUGUUCAAGAAAAUGUUGCUAGAAGGCCAACCAUGGCUUCUGUUGUUCUCAUGCUUAGUAGCAGCCCUGUAUCUCUUCAAGUGCCUUCGAAACUAGCAUUUCUUAUGGAUUCUAUCAUUGAGCAAGAGUACUCAUCAUUUGCAUCUGCAUCUGCUCAAUCCAAAAGAAGAUCCACUGAUUUCACAUUAAAUGAGUUUGACUGUUUUGCAGAAUUCUUCUAUGAGGAGGUAGGUUCAUCAUCAUCACUUGAUCUUAGGGGAAACUUCACCAGUAACAGCACCUACCAGGCAAGCCUCAAUCAUAUCUUCUCUUCCUUCACCUCUGACAUAGAAAAUGAUUAUGGGUUCUACAAUGUUACUUUUGGCCAAAACUCAGACCAAGUUAACGCAAUUGCUCUCUGUAGGGGCGAUGUAAUACCUGGUGAUUGCAUUAACUGCAUCAACGAUGCUGCCGCCGAGCUCAGAAGUCUCUGUCCCAACCAGAAGGCGGCAAUUCUAUCGUAUGCCAAUUGCAUGUUGCGAUACUCAGAUCGUUCUAUCUUUGGCAUCUUGGAAAGAAGCUCCUUUAAGUUUCACUACUCAUGGAAUGGAUACAAGGCAAAGAAUAUUACUGCUUUCAAUGAUACCCUUAAUAAUCAGUUGGAUACCCUCAUAAGCAGAGCCGCAUCGGGUGAUUCUCAUCGCAAGUUUGCAACUGGGACUGCAGCAGUUCCAGAUUCAGAGCCGAUUCACGCACUUGUGCAGUGUACCCCUGAUUUGUCCCAGCAGCAGUGUACCUCUUGCUUGUCUUUUGGCAAAAUUAAAGUUUGUUGUGAUGGAGAGCUAGGAGGCAGAGCAGUUGGACCUAACUGUAAUUUGAGGUUUGAAACGUAUUCUUUCUAUGAUCCUACUCCUGAUGGUCCGUCAAUAUCACCAGCACCAUUGCCGCGGCCGGCGCCACCACAGUCUCCUUCGCCCUCAGAUGAUGCCCACAAAGUUGUACCAGGUACUGUAUCUCUGCUUCUUGUUGGCUCUGAGUCAACACCAGAAUUCUGAAACAUGUUGGCACUAACGAAAGGACUGCCUGGAUUUUGCAGGAAAAGAGGGGAAUUCAUCCCGGAUUAUCAUUAUUAUAGUCAUUUCUGUUGUUGCAUUUCUCAUACUUAACAUCUGUGGCUGCACCUGCAUCAUUUUCCGGAUGAAGAAGUCAAAGAAGAGAAGGAACCUGAAAGAGGAAAUUGAACGUAACUUUUGUUCUUGGUGAAUACAUUGUUGUCUCGUUGUAGCCUAGGCUAAGAAAGUUUAAGCAAAAGG